AUGAGAAAUCUAUAAAAAUUACAAAAAAACAAAAAAAAUUGAAUAAAAAUAAAAAUAGACAUAAUUUUUUUUUUUUAUAUAAAAAAAAAUGAUUGAAGAAGAAUAUUUUUCCGACUCAACACAUUAAAUUAACAGCGAAAUAAAAGCAUACAAAUCGCCAUUAAAAAAAGACAAUCAAAUAUCUAGCAAAUCCCUCAAAAAUUCCAAUAUAAAUUCAUUAUUAUUAUAAUAAAAAACCUUUGAAAACCCAUAAUAAUAAUAAAUAUAAUCCCAAACAACCAUCCCAAGCAAUUAAAAAAAACUAAAAUAUUUAAGCAAGCAAGAACGUGAACGUUUAAAAGAUUAAGAAAAGCAACAAAACUUAAAACAAGAAUAAGAAAAACAAAAACAAGAACAAAAAAUAAGGGAAGAAUACGAAUCUUUCCGUUAUAAAGACUGGAAACGUGAACAAGAACGGGAAGAGCGCCGAAAAAAGCGUGAAUAAGACGAAAAAGAAGAACUUUAGCGAAGAUUAAAGGAAAAGAAGAGUAAAUCAAGGUCCCGAUCUAGAUCGAAAAGUAAAGAUAAAGACUCUAAAUAUAUGACAUCAAAUACUCGGGCAAUUGAGAAAAUCGCAAUUUUAAAUUCUAAUGAAGAUCCUGAAACUUAGAAUAUAAAAAUCUAGUAUUUAGGUUUAAAUAAAUAGAAGAAAAAAAUACUAAAACCAUCUGAAAAAUUCAAGAAUAUUUUUAAUUUUAAAUGGGAUUCCAGAGAUGAUACAUCAGUGGAUUAUAAUCCCCUAUAUAAAAAUCGAAUGGAGACUAAUUUAUUAUUUGGCAGGGGAAUUUUAGCCGGAUAUGACGUAAAGGAAUAAUUAGAAAAUAAAGUCAAAUAUGAAGAUUUAAUACAUAAAUAUGAUCCUGAAUAUUAAAAAAAGAAAAGCAAAGAUGAAAAAAUUAUCAAAAAGAGCAUAUAUGAUAUUUCUUUGAAAGAUCACUGGAGUUUGAAGCAGACAAUGGAAAUGACAGAGAGAGAUUGGAGGAUUUUUAGAGAAGAUAAUGAUAUUAUUAUCAAAGGAGGAAAGGUUCCUAGACCUAUCAGGAGAUGGGAAGAAGGGGAUUUGCCUCCUUAUAUAUUGGACUCCAUUAGGAGAUUGAAAUAUGAGAAGCCUACGCCUAUUUAAAUGCAAACAAUCCCAAUAGGGAUGCUUAGGAAAGAUUUAAUUGGUAUAUCACCUACUGGCUCAGGUAAAAGUUGCGCAUUUUUAAUCCCUUUGAUUGUCUAUCUAAGAUCAUUACCCCCUAUGGAUGAAGAGGUAGCUAAAGAUGGUCCAUAUGCGCUUAUUUUGAUUCCUACAAGAGAACUUGCACCUUAAAUAGAGAAGGAAUUUUAGAAUCUAACUACGAAUAUGAGGUUGAAAAGUUUAGUAAUGGUAGGAGGUAGAGACGAAGGGAAUCAAGCCUAUAAAUUAAAAGUAGGAUGUGAGUUAUUAAUUGGUACUACAGGUAGAAUAAAAGAUGCUUUAUAAAAGAAUUAUUUAGUUUUAGACUAAGUUUCAUGGGUAGUUUUAGAUGAGGCUGAUAAAAUGAUAGAUAUGGGUUUCGAGGCUGACGUGAAUUUUAUUUUAGACCGAAUAAAAUCACAUAUGAAAAGUGAAGAUGAAUUAAUGGCUGAUUUAUAGGAAAAAGAGGCAAAAGCAGGAGAAAAAAUAUAUAGAGUUACUCAUUUAUUCUCUGCUACAAUGCCACCUGAAAUAGAAAAAUUGGCCAAAAAAUAUUUAAGGUCUUUUUGCUAUAUUAGUAUUGGAGAACCGGGUGGAGGGAAAAAAGAUAUAGAGUAGAUUGUGGAAUUUAUUGCUGAAGGGUAAAAAAAAUCUAGGCUUUAGAAUAUACUUAAAGAUUAAAAACCACCUAUUAUUAUUUUUGCUAAUGAAAAAAAUGCAGUUGAAAAAUUAUAAAAAAUACUAGAAAAAUGGGGAUGGAAUAGUGUUAUUUAUCAUGGAGGAAGAACAUAAUAAUAAAGAGAAGCUGCUGUAGAUGGCUUUAAGAAAGGUAAAUAUGAUAUUUUAGUAGCUACAGAUUUAGGUAGUAGAGGUUUACAUGUCGAUGGUGUAAAAAUGGUUAUUAAUUUCGAUGCGCCGAAAAAUAUAAAAGAUUUUGUUCAUAGAACUGGAAGAACAGGCAGAGCAGGUAAAAGAGGUAUUGCUUAUACAUUUUUAACCAAUAAUAAUGAAAUUAUCUUUUAUGAUUUGAAAGAAUUUUUAAUUAAAAAUAAUUAUGAUGUACCAUAAGAAUUGGAUUAACAUCCUGCUAGUUAAACUAAACCAGGAACUGUACUUGAAAUGGUACCGAGAAGUAAAUAGGUAUUAUAUGCAUAAUGA
This is a messenger RNA of Ichthyophthirius multifiliis, 2359 nucleotides long. RefSeq names its product snrnp protein, putative. The transcript has 3 exons. NCBI's taxonomy places the organism in Eukaryota, Ciliophora, Oligohymenophorea, Hymenostomatida. Gene Ontology annotation, biological process: mRNA splicing, via spliceosome. Gene Ontology annotation, molecular function: RNA binding; RNA helicase activity; ATP binding. The record is from RefSeq and is a predicted model, not a curated record. Gene Ontology annotation, cellular component: catalytic step 2 spliceosome.